Paramecium tetraurelia is the source of this 2127-nucleotide messenger RNA. RefSeq lists its product as uncharacterized. The record is from RefSeq and is a predicted model, not a curated record. NCBI's taxonomy places the organism in Eukaryota, Ciliophora, Oligohymenophorea, Peniculida, Parameciidae. The transcript has 2 exons.
AUGGGUUAAUAAAUUAUUGGAAAAUGCAAAUAAUGUGGCCCACAAAAUGAGGAUAUCUUACCGCAGAUGGAAUUCUCAAAGGAGAUUAAGAGUGAAGUCGUCAAAAAUCUAAAAUAAAAGUUACAUGAAUUUGAUUCUUAUGCCAUAUAAAAGGUAACUACAUAUAGUCUGAAAUAUGAUGGUUUGUUUAGAAAGGAAGACAUCAAAAAAGAGAAGGUAAUAGAUUCGCUGGGUUUAGUUUUGCCUAUGGAUCUUGAGAAAAUAAAGGUAAUUAAUGAAGAGGCAGGAUUCAAAUUCCACUGUGGUGUUAGUUUAGGAAAUCCUAUCAAUAUUGGAUUUAAGACUGUCAGAGGAUCCACGAUUGAAUUGAAUGAAUAUGGAUACACUCUAGUGAAAUUAUGGGGUCUUGGGGAAAUGAUGAUCAACUUUGAAUCUUGCAUAUAAAUUAAGGGCAUUAAAUUGGUUGGAUUAGUGAGAGGAAACAUUGACAAUUAUAAAAAGGUAAUCAUGAAUAAUGGAUGGGAAGAAUAUGAUCACAUUAUUCUUGAAGAUGACAACAUUCUAGAUCUAUAAUAUGAUGAAUAGACUCAUGAAAUAAGGCACAACUCUAUGCUAAGUGGAUUAUUGCUUUAUGAUGGAUUUGUAAUUUACAAGCAUUAUGUUGAUAAAUUGCAAUUUCAGUGUGAUUAUCAGAUUGUCAAAAAAGAUGUUUUAGAAUUGAUUGAAAAUGAAGUUAAGUAAGCUAACAUAAUUAAUAUGAUUACCAACAUCUCCUACAUUAAAUAAUAAGAAUAUGUCAAACUGAAAUAGUUUAUCAUGACUUAAAAAAAGCAAUCCUUCAGUAGAGAUGUCGAAGUUACUAUCAAAAAGAAAACUAUCUAUUACAAAGAAGACAAGUAAGUUUAUUAUGAUCAACCAAUUAUUUACAUUAAUAGUUCCCCAAAAUCCUUCUCAAUGGCUGAUAAAUUUGCCAAUCAAUUAGGCAAAAAGAAUCUUAAAUGGGAUUCCAAAUUGUUGAAAGCUAAACUCAAUGAGAAAAUUAAAGAAUUCUCUCUUAAUGUUCAAAUCGCCUUGCAAAAAGACAUUAUCAUAUCAAUUACAAAAGAGUCUUGUCAAAUAUAGGUUCACCAUUGGGAAAAUGGAAUCUUAGUGCCUUAUUAUAAAACCUUGGAUUACAUCUCCUAAAUCAAAUUAUGGAUUGCAGCAAGUGAAGCCAUCAAAUAUGAACCCAAUGAAGAUCCAGUGUAAGAUCGAAUAAGUGAUUUGGUAGCUAAAUUAUUUGAAAAUAUACCCAAAGUUGAUAAAGUUCUUGGCACUAAUUAUGCUAAUAUACCUUUUGUAGAGAAAUGGAGACCACCAUAUGAAGAAUUCGAUCCUCAUCCCAAAAAUCUAGAAAUCAAUCGUAAAACUGAUAAAAUUCUAUUGGUUUGGCUUUUUGAUUAUGAAAUUGAGGAGAAUAUGGAAAAAUUAAAAGAAUUAAUCAAAAUCAAAAAAAAUAAUCCCUAACUUGGAAUACAAAUAGCAAUUUUGAGUUAUCUAAGGUUUUCAACAUGGACUACCAAAUUUUAAGCUUUUUUGGAUAAAUAUGAAUUAACUAGGUCAGUAUUGGAUAAUACAAUAGAAACAUGGUUUCCUCAGGAAGAACAAUUAGGAAGAUUUAAAUUUAAUGUAAUCCUUUAAAGAAUAUAUGGAUUAAUGUUAGAUAAAUAAGACAUGAUGAUUGUGGAUUCAAAAGGAAUUGUGAGAUUAAUCGAUAAUAGUGCGACAAUUAUUAAUAAUUUGACUUAAGAAAUUGAUAAAUUAAAAGAGAAAGUGAAAGUGGUUGUAAAGAAUUACAACUAUUGGAGGUAAUAUUAGAAUUUAAAGAAAUGCAUUAGAGACAAUCCUUAAUUAGCUGAAAUAGUCAAAAAGAUUUAAGAGAAGGGAAUUGUAGAGGAGAGCAAGGUACUCAUAGAAUAAAUGAAGGAUAAAGUUUGGACAUUUGAAAAUGGGUAAGUUAAAGAAGAAAAAUGGCAUGAAUAACCAACGAGAAUUUUGAGAAAUAUAACAGAUUAUACUGAUAUUAAUGAGAUGGCUAGAAUUAUUGCGAAAUACAUUGAUAAUAAUGAUAUUUGUGCAUUGAAAUGA